GUUCGUGGUGAGUUCGUCAGCUGUUGUAUUUUCGUAGUUGAUGAGCCUUGCAACACUUGUGCCGAUGGAGGGUGGCGGCGACAACAGACGUGCAAAGUUGACGAUGAUCGAGAAGAUGGUUGCGACGGCAACUGUGAUGACCGUGCUCUUUUGUUGUCAGCAAGAGAGGUCAUUGGGUAGAAUAAGAGCGCAGAUCCACGUGCAGAUGAGGAAGACACUUCAUCAAGUCCCGGUCGAAGGGCUGGAUACCGUGACCAGCACCGAGGUUGUAGUUCAGGUUUGGUGUUCUUCCAUGAGUGACCUCGAGGUGGUGGAUGAAAAGGAGGAUGGGGGGGGGCGUGGGAGGAUCUUAGGCAAUGCGACGACACGACAGAGGCAAUGCGACAACAAAACGGAGGCAAUGCGACGACGUGAUGGAGGCGUCGAGGAUGCACAUGUGGAAAAGGAGGACCACGACAAGCAAAAUCGCAACUACGAGCAGCAACGGCAGCCUUCCAUAGAGGUUGGUUAUCAACAACAUGUACGACAGGGCCGUAACUCCACGACGACGAUCGAGGUCCGCCAAACGGCGACGAUGAAGGGAGCAAACGGAGACGAGAGGAGACUGCGGAGAGAGUCUAGAGAGAGAACAACGACAAGAAGAGCGAGGGUCGCUGAGGAUAGUGUCAGGUCUAGGAUUACAGCUAGCACCGGUACGACCAUGGCUACUUCCUCUACCAUGGCAGAGGCCUCUUCACAGACCACUUCGCCAGGAGUUAGUCAGAGUGGUUCUCGGGUUUCCAUUAGCCAGAGUGUUGGCUUGCAAGUCAGCCAGCAGACUCAACUCACGCCGGAGGAUUAUGAGAUCCUCCAAGCAGAAGAACUUCAGGAUGAGUUGCAGCGGCAGUUGGAUGAAGCAGCAGAGAGGAGAAGAAGAGCUAUAAUGAGGAAAGCUAGACUAGGCAGUAGAUUGCAGGAGCUAAGCAGAUUAGAAGCACUAGAUGAGUCAACACUUGACUCUGCGAUGCGAGCACUGCGUAACUCGCUCCUGUGUGUGGCGGAGACGCAGGUUGUUCAGCAGGAGGUGUUGGAUGAACUAGUGGCAGGCCAGAAGCGAGUUCUGGCUGCAUUACAGGCUCCUCAUCCAGUGAUGAGACAACCUCAGUUUGUUGUAGCUCCCCCUUCGGGUACGGGUCCAUCAGUGACGCUGCCGCCGGUAGGGCUUUCAUUCUCACCUAUGUUUGGCAUGCCCCCUCCAGGUGGUUAUGUAGCAACUAGUGGUCCGGUUCAUAGAGUCUCAGCCGUACCAUCGACGACAGUGGUUACUACAGUCCCACUGUCAAGCCAGGCCCAAGUUAGUGUGCAGCAACCUGUUUCGGUGGCUAUGCAGCCACUGCAGCAAUCCCCUGGGCCAAUGCAGCCUAUGCAGUGGAUGCCCAAAAUACCCUUGCUGAGUCCUAAGCCCUUCUCCGGUGACAGGAAGAAGGAUGAGGACUUGGACACCUGGGUAAGGACGGUGCCUACCUAUGUGAGGCACAAACUUACCAGGCCGCAUCAAGAAGUUGUAGUGGCUGCCUCCUUUCUAGAGGGGUCGACAGCCCGCUGGUUGAAUGGCCUAGUGCAGCAGCAGGGCUACGGUCAGAACUUCGAUGCCUGGGCCCAGGCCCAAACAUUGGAAGAGUUUGUACGGUCCAUGUAUAAUAGGUGGCAUGACCUGCAAGGGGCUCAAAAGGCCACAGGCGCGAUCAACAGUCUUUGUGCCAGAAGGUACAUCAAUGUUAGAGAGCUCACGGGUACCGUAGAACGUCUGCUCGUGGUACCUGGUGUACGCUAUGACCAGCAGGUACUCCUUACGGAUUACCUUAGAUGUCUACCUUCAGAGGUUAGGACAAAUCUAGUAGAUGAGGCUUAUGUCGAACAGCACAACUUCGCUUCAUUCAGCAAGAAAACCUUAGACAUAGAGGCAAAAUUGGAAUCUGCGCAUCAAAGUCAGGGAGAUGGUAGGAAGAAGAGACUUCCCCAAGACUGGAAGAAGAAGGGUCGGUUAAUGUUUGUUGACCACGAUGGUCAAACAACGGAGAUUGACGAGUUCCCAGACCUUGGGGAGGAGACAAAGCACGAUGGGGCCAGCGAGGCUUCAGAUGGGGGAGUCGUGGCACCCAUCAAAGAAAAGGCUAGGGGGACCAGGAAGAAGAAGGUAGGCCGGUCUACGGGUCAGGGCGACCAAGGCACGCCCACUUGGGUAAAACUUGGUUUAGAGUAUGAGGUGUGGAGGGACCGAGUUGCUAGGGGCACGUGCAUGAACUGUGGCAACUAUGGCCACACGUCCCGAAGUUGCCGAGGCAAGAAAGUCCUAACAAGGGUAGCCUCUCCAACGGUGGUGAGACUAUCUUCGAACCCUGACGGUGUUUCUACAGCACUUCGCAGGGAAACACCUCAGGCCAGUAGGACUGGCCAUGGCAGCACUCCGCGGCGCAUGCUCACUCGCUCACAGACAGCAGGGAUGGAGCAGAAGCCAGGCGAAUCUGACGAGGCCUAUGAGACACGGAUGAUGGCCAUGAUGGCCGAAAGCAAGCAGCAGGUAGAAGCAGCAGCAGCUGCACGAAAGAAGAAGGCAGAGGCAGAGAGGCUGCGUCUUCUGGCAGAAGAACAACGGCAGAAGCACGCAGCAGCAGCAGCUAAGGCCGCAGAUGAAGAACGCGUACGGCGACGGGAGCUUCUAUUCAAGGAGGAGAAUGCGGUACACACGCAGGCCAAGGAUUGGCAGAAGGAGGCCGAGAGUGGGGAAUCCGAUGACUACGUGAACAAGCUAUCUCAACUGCUCAACCGCGUCUCGGACCUUCUCGCUACGUGCAUUGCACAACAGGAGGACACUCACUCUCUCGACCACACCAACCAAGCGCUACAGCAGUCAGUGGAUCGGCAGACCAAGCGUGUACAUCAGCUGGAGCAGCGACCCGUCGCUACCUCCAGCGUUGGCCCCUCCGACCUCGCCGAUCGUGUAAAAGUCUUGAAGAUAGACGUGGAAACACUCAAGACCGGGGAACAGCGGCUGGAGCAGCAGGUUUGUGCAGCAACAGUUGGCCCUAGCAUGUCGUCACCCGAGAGCAUUCCCAAAUUUGACGGGCUUCCGAUCUUCUGUGCCUAUACACUUUUGGCGCCAGUUCGAGCUCAAGUUGGGCAUCCACAAGGUCGGCGGCAACAAUCGACACGCAUACUUGUACUCACGGUCAGGAGGUGUGUGUCAAGCAUGGCUGACAACAUGCUGUCCGUACACGUGUGCACAAUCUUCGAGUUCUAUAACUUCAUCACCUGGACCAAUCUCACAGCAGCAUGGCAGAAACGUUUCCAAGUGGAACCGCCCGAGCAUCAGGCGAUGGACAAGCUGCUGACAUUCUCUCAUAACAUCAUCCCAAGUGGAGACUGGAUAUCUGAGUUCCAACACUUGGUGAGCACGCCGAAACUGCCGAUGACCUUCGACGACAUUAAGCUCUACUUCAUCAACAGGUCGUGCCUGGCGUUACAAAAUGCGUUGACUCAAGUCGCUGAGAGCCUCAACACAAGUGAGGAACUCUUCAACAAGGCCGCGCAGAUCAUUGUGACGAAUAUGGAAGCCAAGAAUAUUGGUCGUUCGUCGACUGUCGGCCAGGGCGCGUAUCAGCAUCGGCCGAAAGUGGCCGUGGUCGCAGCAGCAAUGCCGAGCAACCCCUCAACGUCAAACGACACUGCCUCUUCUGACGAGGGAGACAGAUUAGCAGCUGCCCGGAACGGUGGCCGCCCCGCCAAAGGACGAGGUCGCGGCAAAACGAAGACAAACACCAUUUCUUCCAGGCCUGGACAGGCAGCUCCAGCUCAAGAACCUUGGACACAUUGUGGUCUUACGGAGCCCGGGUAUCGCGUCUGUAGCGGACCUCUGGUUGGCCUGUGAGACCAGCCCUUUGGCCUGUUCUCACAAGCCUGUGUUGUAUUCCGGGUAGUCAUGUCCAGGCCGGUACCUCUGUCG
Molecule: messenger RNA, 3982 nt
Organism: Chara braunii
Lineage: Eukaryota; Viridiplantae; Streptophyta; Charophyceae; Charales; Characeae
Source: the annotation of a GenBank genome assembly